Molecule: messenger RNA, 1161 nt
Organism: Elephantulus edwardii (Cape elephant shrew)
Lineage: Eukaryota; Metazoa; Chordata; Mammalia; Macroscelidea; Macroscelididae
Gene: FAM199X
Product: family with sequence similarity 199, X-linked
Exons: 6
Coding region: 1-1161 (386 amino acids)
Source: RefSeq, a predicted model, not a curated record
AUGUCCGACGAGGCUUCGGCCACCACUUCGUAUGAAAAGUUUCUCACCCCUGAGGAACCCUGCCCGCUUCUGGGGCCACCUCGCGGGGUGAGCACCUGCCUGAGCGAGGAGCCGGGCUGUCUGGACAUCAGCGACUUCGGUUGCCAGCUGUCCUCCUGCCACCGCACCGAUCCCCUCCACCGCUUCCACACCAACAGGUGGAACUUAACUUCUUGUGGAACCAGCGUUGCCAGCUCAGAAUGCAGUGAGGAGGUAUUUUCAUCUGUUUCUGUUGGAGAUCAAGAAGAUUGCUAUUCCCUGUUAGAUGAUCAAGAUUUCAGUUCUUUUGAUUUAUUUCCCGAAGGGAGUGUCUGCAGUGAUGUCUCUUCUUCUAUUAGCACUUACUGGGACUGGUCAGAUAGUGAGUUUGAAUGGCAGUUACCAGGAAGUGAUAUUGCCAGUGGGAGUGAUGUGCUUUCUGAUGUCAUACCCAGUAUUCCAAGUUCACCCUGCCUGCUUCCAAAGAAGAAAAAUAAACAUCAGAAUUUAGAUGAACUUCCUUGGAGUGCCAUGACAAAUGAUGAGCAGGUGGAAUAUAUUGAGUAUCUGAGUCGUAAAGUCAGUACUGAGAUGGGUCUUCGGGAGCAACUUGAUAUUAUUAAAAUCAUUGAUCCUUCCGCUCAAAUCUCUCCUACAGACAGUGAGUUUAUUAUUGAACUUAACUGUCUCACAGAUGAAAAACUGAAGCAGGUCAGAAACUAUAUCAAGGAGCAUAGCCCUCGCCAACGGCCUGCAAGAGAGGCCUGGAAGAGAAGCAACUUUAGUUGUGCAAGCACCAGUGGAAUGAGUGGUGCCAGUGCCAGCAGCAGCAGUGCCAGCAUGGUCAGUUCUGCAAGCAGCAGUGGGUCCAGUGUUGGAAACUCUGCUUCCAACUCCAGUGCCAACAUGAGUCGAGCACACAGUGACAGCAACCUAUCUGCAAGUGCAGCAGAACGGAUUCGGGAUUCAAAAAAGCGUUCCAAGCAGCGGAAGUUGCAGCAGAAGGCCUUACGCAAGAGGCAGCUUAAAGAGCAGAGGCAAGCUCGGAAGGAGAGGCUAAGUGGCCUCUUCCUUAAUGAAGAGGUGCUGUCCUUGAAAGUGACUGAGGAAGACCAUGAAGCAGAUGUGGAUGUUUUGAUGUAA